Messenger RNA from Pediculus humanus corporis (human body louse), 1317 nucleotides. RefSeq lists its product as uncharacterized. Gene Ontology annotation, biological process: response to UV; mitochondrial DNA replication; replication fork processing. Bases 1 to 1317 code for a protein of 438 amino acids. The transcript has 4 exons. NCBI's taxonomy places the organism in Eukaryota, Metazoa, Arthropoda, Insecta, Psocodea, Pediculidae. Gene Ontology annotation, molecular function: DNA-directed DNA polymerase activity; chromatin binding. The record is from RefSeq and is a predicted model, not a curated record. Gene Ontology annotation, cellular component: mitochondrial matrix; nucleus.
AUGCAAACAUUUUGCGAAAUACCUCCCGACAAGUUUUAUGGUAAAAAGUUAGCGAGGCAAGAUAAAAUUGAAGCUAUUAUCAAGAAACAAAAUUUUAAAGAAAAUCAAAUAUCUCCACUGUUUACUAAAAAAUUACUCGGUCCAUCUAAAACAUGGAUGGUUUUUAAAAAACAACAAGAUGCAAUAGAUUGUGCUUUACAACGUAGAAACGGAUUAAUGUGUUUUGCAUUUGAAGAUGUUAAUGGAAGAAGAAUGUUUUUAGUUGCUCAUCCAAAAAUAUUUUGGUCAUACAAUCAAAAUCGUUUUUUUAAAAAUUGCAACACUUAUGAAAUCAUUCUAGAAUACGCAGCUUGUAAAUUAUAUUUAGAUAUAGAAUUCGAAUAUGAAUACAAUGAGAACAGUUGUAAAGAACGAAUGUUAAAAAACCUUUUAAAUAUAAUUAAUUACAAUUUAAUGCUUCAUUUUAAAAUUUAUUGUACUGAAAAUGAUAUAUUAGAAUUGGAUUCGAGCAGUGAUGUAAAAUUUAGUCGUCACAUAAUUUAUCAAUUGAAAAAUGUCGCAUUUCAUAAUAAUUAUGCUGUGGGAAAUUUUGUAAAAAGCAUUUGUAAUGAAUUAAAACUAGCUUAUGAAAACAGUGUUUACACUAAAAAUCGCCAUUUUAGAUUAUUAGGAUCAUCAAAACAAAAUAAAAAUAUCCCACUUGUCCCGAGUGAAAAUAACAAGUACAAACCGAAUGAUAUGAAAAAUAUUAAUGAGUGCAAUUUAUUCGAGGAUUCAUUAGUCACUUGUUUUUCAUGGACAGUUAGUAGAAUUUUAGAUUUUAAUAAUUUUGAAAAUACCAAAGAACAAAAAACCAAGUUAUCGAUGACAAAUGCUUGUAAAGAAAAAAUAAUUUCCAGUUCGUCAGUUUAUCCAGAAAUAGAUUCAUUUAUAAAUAAGUUGAUAUUUCCAAAUGGGAGCAUAAGAAGGAAAACAUUUUUUUGUGAAAAAUCAUCAAUAUUAUACGAAAUUCAAGGGUAUAGAUAUUGUGAUAACAUAAAAAGACAACAUAAAACAUAUUAUCAAAAAUGUUACGAUCCUGAUUGUUAUAAUUAUCGUUCUGAUAAGAAACCAUUACCGGAAGAAAUAAAAUUUUUAUUCGAUGAUCGUCUUAAUGGUGAUACAUUUGAAUUCGUUUAUGAUUUCGAUGAUGAUGAUGAUUAUGAUAUAAAUAACGUUAUAGAAAUUCCUAAAUUUGAAUCGAGCGAUGAGGAAAUGGAAAAAGUAUUAGAAAAAUUAUUAACAAAUCGAAAAAAACAAAAACUUUUGUCAACAUAA